Molecule: messenger RNA, 2586 nt
Organism: Aspergillus terreus NIH2624
Lineage: Eukaryota; Fungi; Ascomycota; Eurotiomycetes; Eurotiales; Aspergillaceae
Product: beta-glucosidase
Exons: 7
Coding region: 1-2586 (861 amino acids)
Biological process (GO): glucan catabolic process
Molecular function (GO): beta-glucosidase activity
Source: RefSeq, a predicted model, not a curated record
AUGAAGCUUUCCAUUUUGGAGGCAGCAGCUUUGACAGCUGCCUCCGUAGUCAGCGCACAGGACGAUCUCGCAUACUCCCCGCCGUACUACCCUUCUCCCUGGGCCGAUGGCCACGGUGAGUGGUCGAACGCGUACAAGCGCGCUGUAGAUAUCGUCUCUCAGAUGACAUUGACGGAGAAGGUCAAUCUCACCACCGGUACUGGAUGGGAGUUGGAGAGGUGUGUCGGUCAGACGGGCAGUGUCCCUAGACUGGGAAUCCCAAGCCUCUGUCUGCAGGAUAGCCCUCUGGGUAUUCGCAUGUCGGACUAUAACUCGGCCUUCCCUGCGGGUAUUAACGUUGCGGCCACCUGGGACAAGAAGCUUGCCUACCAACGCGGCAAGGCAAUGGGCGAGGAAUUCAGUGACAAGGGUAUUGAUGUUCAGUUGGGCCCUGCUGCCGGUCCUCUUGGCAGGUCCCCCGAUGGAGGCCGAAACUGGGAGGGCUUCUCUCCUGAUCCCGCCCUGACUGGUGUGUUGUUCGCCGAGACGAUCAAGGGUAUCCAGGACGCCGGAGUUAUUGCUACCGCGAAGCACUACAUUCUCAACGAACAAGAGCAUUUCCGCCAGGUCGGCGAAGCCCAGGGCUAUGGCUUCAACAUCACCGAAACCGUGAGCUCAAAUGUGGAUGACAAGACCAUGCACGAGCUGUAUCUCUGGCCCUUCGCCGAUGCGGUGCGCGCGGGCGUGGGCGCUGUGAUGUGCUCCUACAACCAGAUCAACAACAGCUACGGAUGCCAAAACAGUUUGACCCUGAACAAGCUCUUGAAAGCCGAACUCGGAUUUCAGGGAUUUGUCAUGAGUGACUGGAGUGCUCACCACAGCGGUGUUGGCGCCGCCUUGGCUGGUUUGGACAUGUCCAUGCCGGGAGAUAUCAGUUUCGACAGCGGCACUUCCUUCUAUGGCACGAACCUGACUGUUGGCGUCCUCAACGGCACCAUUCCCCAGUGGCGUGUGGAUGACAUGGCCGUCCGGAUCAUGGCUGCCUACUACAAGGUUGGCCGCGACCGUCUCUGGACUCCUCCCAAUUUCAGCUCGUGGACUCGCGAUGAAUAUGGCUUCGCGCACUUCUUCCCUUCCGAAGGCGCUUAUGAACGUGUCAAUGAAUUCGUCAACGUGCAGCGUGACCAUGCCCAGGUGAUCCGUCGGAUUGGCGCGGAUAGUGUCGUGCUCUUGAAGAACGACGGUGCCCUUCCCUUGACGGGCCAGGAGAAGACUGUUGGCAUUCUGGGCGAAGACGCCGGGUCGAAUCCGAAGGGAGCAAAUGGUUGCAGUGACCGUGGCUGUGACAAGGGUACUCUGGCCAUGGCUUGGGGUAGUGGUACUGCCAACUUCCCUUACCUUGUGACUCCCGAACAGGCCAUUCAGAACGAGGUUCUGAAGGGCCGUGGAAAUGUCUUUGCCGUGACGGACAACUAUGAUACACAGCAGAUUGCCGCCGUUGCCUCUCAAUCCACGGUUUCAUUGGUUUUCGUGAACGCAGACGCCGGUGAAGGUUUCCUUAAUGUGGACGGAAACAUGGGUGAUCGCAAGAACCUCACCCUCUGGCAGAACGGAGAGGAAGUGAUCAAGACUGUCACGGAGCACUGCAACAACACCGUUGUUGUGAUCCAUUCGGUGGGACCUGUUCUCAUCGAUGAGUGGUAUGCGCACCCCAAUGUCACCGGCAUUCUGUGGGCUGGUCUCCCGGGCCAGGAGUCUGGCAACGCCAUUGCGGACGUGCUGUACGGCCGCGUCAACCCUGGCGGCAAGACCCCCUUUACCUGGGGUAAGACGCGCGCGUCCUACGGCGACUACCUCCUCACCGAGCCCAACAACGGCAACGGUGCUCCUCAAGACAACUUCAACGAGGGCGUGUUUAUUGACUACCGUCGCUUCGACAAGUACAAUGAGACGCCCAUCUACGAGUUCGGUCAUGGUCUGAGCUACACGACGUUUGAGCUGUCUGGCCUCCAGGUCCAGCUUAUCAACGGAUCCAGCUAUGUUCCCACUACGGGUCAGACGAGCGCCGCCCAGGCAUUUGGUAAAGUCGAGGACGCGUCUAGCUACCUGUACCCUGAGGGACUGAAGAGGAUUUCCAAGUUCAUCUAUCCCUGGCUGAACUCUACCGAUCUUAAAGCGUCUACCGGCGAUCCUGAAUACGGAGAGCCCAACUUCGAGUAUAUUCCUGAAGGUGCUACCGAUGGCUCUCCUCAGCCCCGUCUGCCUGCCAGCGGGGGUCCUGGCGGCAACCCCGGUCUCUAUGAGGAUCUCUUCCAGGUUUCUGUGACCAUCACCAACACCGGCAAGGUUGCUGGUGAUGAGGUGCCUCAGCUGUAUGUUUCGCUGGGUGGCCCCAACGAGCCGAAGCGGGUGCUGCGCAAGUUCGAGCGCCUGCACAUCGCCCCUGGUCAGCAAAAGGUCUGGACGACUACCCUGAACCGCCGUGACCUAGCCAACUGGGAUGUCGUGGCCCAGGACUGGAAGAUCACUCCCUAUGCUAAGACCAUCUUUGUUGGCACCUCUUCGCGCAAGCUGCCUCUCGCUGGUCGCUUGCCACGGGUGCAGUAA